UUUAAACGCGUAAUAACCACACGGAAUGGGAAUGUAUAAAUGCCAUAUAUGUAUCGAGAAAUCUUCCCUCAAUUUAUUAAACAAAUCAAACAAAUUCUGGCACUGAUUGGCUUAACGGUUUACAGUGAAACAGACUCGUCCGAAUCACACGACGCGGAUAUUAAUCAGCCUACCGUGGCGUAUUCUGCUCGCAUUACUUGACGUGGGAAAGCAUUGUAAUCCAAAAGAUCGCUGAUAAUGCGAAAUAAAUUUCAAGCCGCUCUUAGGGGCGUAACGCGACAAUACAUUAUAAGGCAGUCGUGGCCCCGUGGCAGAGAGAUAUUUAGGACGCAACUGAUAAUACACGCAUCUUCUACUAGCCCAUUCACCUGUAGGAACUACUCAAAGUUUAGCACACAUCUAUCUAUGGAGCGGGCGAUGGAGCUGCUAUGCAACCUUGAUGACGAGGAACGCAGCAACCUGCGCUCCGCUCUUGGCAGGCUGGAUGCCGACAAGGAAAAAAAAUUAUACGAGAGUCAACUGGCUUUCGGUAGUUGGCGCACUCGCUUCGGACGACUUUCUAAUAAGACGGAAUUGGGCCAAGUUAUUGCGGGAACUUUUUGCGCAGUGCCCGAUGAUUGGCUGCGAAAAAAAUUGGUUGAGACGGCAGCAUCGCCCACUGCAGGUCAAUUGUACAGCAUUUUCUUUGUAAAUGCAGUGCCGUUUGUUGCUUUCGGAUUCCUCGACAAUUUCAUAAUGAUCAUGGCGGGUGAAUACAUUGAAUAUUAUUUGGGCCACUUUAUUACGCUGUCUACGAUGGCAGCCGCAGGACUAGGAAACACCAUAAGCGACAUUCUGGGCAUCACUAUGGCCACCUACGUUGAGAACGGGUGCCAGAUAUUAGGUCUAAAGCAGCCCAAUUUGACUCCAGCGCAAUUUGAAUUAAAGUCCAGCAAGCGGUCGUCAAGUUACGGACGGAUUGUCGGGAUCACUGUAGGCUGUUUGCUUGGAAUGUGCCCUUUAUGGUUUAUGGAUGAAAAAGCAGAUAAGGUGAAUGUAAAAGAUGAAAUCCCCAAAAAUUAGAAAGUGUUUUCCAGCUUGUCAAUACAUCGCAAAUAAUUUAACAACAUUUUCUUUCAUGUUUUAAAAGGAUAAAGUAUUUGUAUUAUUAAUGAAUUUUUCGUUUAACAAUUUGAAUAUGUAUCAAAUGUUUGUUAAGCAACUUAAAAAACGUACCAAAAGUAUCUGAGGUAAACAUAUGCUCACCGGCGGUCAUUUUCUUCACAAAUUUUUAAUAUUUUUUUAUCAUAUAAUAAAUUUAUACCUGAUCACUCAAAUUACCUGAGCAUCAAAAUUCAUGUGCAAUACUGUCUUGAGAUUUAACUCUAUACAGUGCUGUUUAACUUCACUGAAUAGAUUUGGAAAAUAUUUUUCUCGUGUGCCGUCAUAGUCAUGUAGUUCACUAAACUGAUUGAUUCAAAUGCAUCUCAGAAAGUUUUGGGACUGCCAUGUUAUAAGUUUUGGUAUGUUUUUUAUUUAUUUAUUUAUUAUUUUAUUUUCUUUUAUUGAAAUUCACAGAAAUUAAAAUUGUUCAUAUAAUUUUAGUUAUAGAAAUCUACUUGCACAUAGAUUCUUUUGCUUUUUUUGUUCAGUUUUUAUUAGAAAUCACGGAUUUUAAAUCACUGAUCAAAAUUGCUAGUUGUAUAGCAUAUAAUUGAUCAGUACCGUACUAAAAGGUUUCUUGUCGAUCCUAAUUUUCACAAGUACAAAAAAAAUAUAAUUUUAUUUAACCGACCAUUCAAUUUUAGGUCUCAAACUGAACUCAACUUAUUGAUCUAGAUUGAUUGACGUUUAGGCCUCGGUCUCGAGCUUUUUAAAUAUGGACUUUGGACUUUAGAGUUCUAAUGAGAUUUUGGAGUUAGUUCUCUUGUAUUCAAGUGCAUUCGCUCUUGGAUAAAAGCGCUCUUAGAUUUUUACGAUUUUAUUUAUUGAAAUUAAAACUUCUGCUUUCGAGCUAGUGAGUCUGGGCUUUGAAACGUGGAAACAUGCUGAUUUGACAAAUUGA
This is a messenger RNA of Drosophila mauritiana, 2044 nucleotides long. RefSeq names its product transmembrane protein 65. Lineage: Eukaryota; Metazoa; Arthropoda; Insecta; Diptera; Drosophilidae. The record is from RefSeq and is a predicted model, not a curated record. Gene Ontology annotation, cellular component: mitochondrion. The coding region runs from base 238 to 1062 and encodes 274 amino acids. The transcript is spliced from 7 exons.